CGUUUUGUUUGUCCGUCCGUCCACCGCGCGUCGCCGUCGGUUACGGUGCACUGUGCGCCCGUGUCCCCGUACCCCGUGGUCUCUUGUCUUGUGUGCGAGCCGCCGGAGGAGGACUGCAUUCCUCGCGUUCACGUACUGUGCGCUCUGUGUAUUGUUGUAAUCGUUGUAAUCAUAGUAUUUUGUUAUCGUCGCCUUUGCCGUACGUUACUAGUGCUUUUUGCGUUAGUGUUUUUUAAAAAAAAAAUUCUGAAGUUAAAUUAUAAUACCUAAUUUGUUUCCGUCGGAAAAAUACCGUUAUUAUCAUUUUUUUUAAAUUGUUUAUAUUAUUUUUUAUCCGUGAUAUGACAGUUCGGGGUCGGGUGCAGUGCGAAAAGGCCGUUGCCGGCCAUGGCUUUUGAACAGCCGCCGGUGCAACAGGUGUGCGCGGUCGCCGGUAGCCUUUGUGCACCCGUUUUUCUUUUGCCGCAGCCGUUUAUGCUUUUUUUAGUCGGUUAAAUUUUUUUUGUUUCGUUAUUAUUUCGAACAGUUUGAUACUUACCGAAGUGUCGUUUUCGCGGCCUUCUCCUGUGGCUAAAAUGGAAGAAGAAGAAAGAUACCGCAAAUGUCGGGAUUACCACUUUCCAGCAGCAAUAAUUGUUCUCCUGUUGUUGGCCGUAUUCAUCAGUUCCUCAGACUGCCAAUCCCUUCAACCACCACGGUUUAUAACGCAACCGUCGUCCACCAAGAAUCUGGUCAGCGAAGGACAGACAAAAAUGCUACAAUGUCAAGCUCUUGGUUAUCCGGCUCCCGUUUAUAAAUGGCUAAAGGACGGCAAAGAACUUGGAGACUUCUCUACCGACCAAACUUAUCGAAUGCUGAACACAAAACUCGACGACGUCGGAACUUACCAGUGUGUGGCAAAAAACGAUGUCGGGUCGAUUUUGUCUCAGAAAAUCGAUAUCAACAUUGCUUACAUGGACAACUUUAUGGAAAUAACCGACCCCAUAGUCAGAGUGGAAAAAGGUCAUGCGGCUAUUUUGGACUGUCCGCCAAUUAAGAGCUACCCACCGCCUUUGGUGCAAUGGCAGACGGACGAUGGCACUCAGCUGUACGACAUCAAGUACGCGCUGGUGGCGGAAUUACAUCAAUUGGUCGUGUUAGCGGCUUCCGACCAGGACCAAAAAGCAUACAGGGUGAGAGCGACGAAUCCUCAACUGGGAAAAGAGGAGAACAGCAAGUUCCUGAGGAUCGAGAUCACCGGCGGGUCGCAUAACGGAGACGUGGCGCCUUACUUCGUGGUCAAGCCCAAGGAGAAGCACGUGGUCAAAGGCCACAAGACCACCGAACUGCAGUGCAUCGCCAACGCCAGGCCCAUACACGAGCUGGAAACGUUAUGGUUCAAAGACGGUAUACCCAUCGAAAACACCAACGGCAUAGUGUUCGCCUACAACGACCCGUGGAACCGGACCCUGUCGCUGAUCAACGCCAACCUGAUGCACACGGGUCGCUAUACCUGUCAGGUGCGGUUCCGGUCCGGAGGGUACGCGCCCAUUUCCGCCGAAGCCGACGUUUUCGUUUUGGAACCUCCCACGUUCGUGGGCAAUCUGAGGUUGGAGACGUUGGGCGAGUACGGGUCUACGGUGCGCAUUGCCUGCGACACCAUUGGCGUCCCUCAACCGAAAAUAACGUGGUAUCGCAACGCCGAAAGCAUUGGCCAAAACAACAGGUACACAGUCGAAGAGGACGGUACGUUAGUGAUAAAAAAACUCAACAUCGAAGACUCCGGCAUGUUCCAAUGCGAAUCGGUCAACGAAGCCGGGUCGGAUUACAUUAGCACGUGGUUGAAAGUGAAAACGACCGGUCCUAUGAUCGAAAACGAACCUCAAAACUCGACCGUGCUGGAAGGAAACGAAGUUAUAUUGUCUUGUAGAGUGAUCGGUGCGCCCAAACCCAACACGACUUGGAUCUUUGCCGAUUCUUACGUAGCUCCAAAUGAGAGAAUGCGUAUUUUGGAUCAAGGAGAUUUGUUUAUAUCGUCAACUCGAGUCCAAGACACUGGCAAAUACACAUGUGUACGAUCGAACGAAGCCGGCUCAGUACAUUUAAGCGCUUAUGUCAAAGUUCUAGGAAAGACCACGAUAGUAGAGCCGCCAACUGACACGAGAGUUUUAUUGGGACAGACUUCCAUAAUGAAGUGUAGAGUGUCGAGUGAUCCUACAGUGGUUUAUCAAAUUGACUGGUUUCAUAAUAACAAGAGCAUUGGAGCUGGCAACGGAAGGAUCAAAGUGUCUGCGGACGGUACAUUAGAAAUAGGAGUAGUGCGAGCGAGUGAUGCCGGGGAUUACACGUGUUCAGUGUCAUCUGCUGGCGGCGACGAAAGGAGACAUGCUUAUUUGAGUAUACUCGAAUUGCCGUAUCCGCCCAAUGUGGUUCAAGCCGAACGUGUCGGAUCCAGAUCGGUAAAUGUCACAUGGACAGUUGGUUUUGAUGGCAACAGCCCUAUACUGAAGUAUAUCAUACAGAAACGACAACUUGAAACCCAAUCCUUGCUAGAUCCACUUGUUGAUUGGGUAACUGAACUCGCAAACAUAUCGGCCAAUGCUCGGUAUGUUGUUUUGGAAAAUUUGAAGGCGGCCAACACGUAUCAGUUCAGAAUCAGCGCUAUGAACGCCAUUGGAGAAGGGACGCCGUCUCAACCUAGCAAUUUUGUAACACUGCCACAACAAGCGCCUUCUGGUCCGCCUUUGGGAUUUGUCGGAUCGGCCAGAUCGAGUUCUGAAAUUAUUACUCAGUGGCAACCCCCAUUAGAAGAACACCAUAAUGGUCAGAUUUUGGGGUACAUUAUAAGGUAUAGAUUGCACGGAUACAACUAUAGUCCUUGGACUAUUCACAAUGUUACCAGCAGCGCUCAACAUCACUAUUUAAUCCAAGAGCUAAUCACGUGGAAAGAUUACGUUCUCCAAGUAGCCGCAUACAACAAUAAAGGAGUGGGCGUAUUCAGUGACGGCAUUCGUAUUAAAACCAAAGAAGGAAUACCCGAAGCUGCUCCAUUAGAAGUGGUCGCAAGGCCAUUAAACAGUACGUCAGUUCAAGUCUGGUGGAAACCACCAGAUCCGCAAAAAAUUAAUGGUAUCAAUCAAGGGUACAAACUGCAAGCGUGGAUCGGUGAACGGGUCGAACACGAAAUGACUGUGGCUCCUAGUCUGUUUGAUCCACUUGCUCAGCAGACGACAAAGUUUGUAAACCUACGGAAAUUCAUGGCAUAUAAUGUAACAGUGUUAUGUUUCACUGAUCCCGGUGACGGUCCGCUAAGUAGUCCUUCGUUGGUCGUCACACACGAAGAUGUUCCGGAUUUGGUUGGUAGUCUUCAUUUUGAAGAUGUUUCCGAUCGUUCAGUAACUGUUGUCUGGUCAGUGCCGGUCCAUACAAAUGGGCACUUGAUUGCAUACACUGUAUCGUAUUCCAUUCGCGAUCGACCUGAAACUGCUCAUUCUAUAAACACUACAUCGGAUGUGACUAGCAUCGUUGUGGACCAACUUCAAGCCACUACUCAUUAUAAAUUUGAAGUUUACGCUUGGACCAAGAUCGGACCGGGUCCAAGUCGAACGGCCACGAUUCAGUCUGGUAUUGAACCCGUCUUGCCGAAUCCACCUACCAAGUUAGCAAUAACAAAUAUUGAGCCGUUCUCUGUUGUUCUGCAAUUUACACCAGGAUUUGACGGCAACUCAUCUAUCACUAAAUGGGUUGUUGAGGCUCAAACGGCGAGAAACACUACUUGGUUUUCUGUUCACGAAGAGAGUAGUCCAGAUGCAACAACUCUAAAAGUCUUACAAUUGGUUCCUUAUACUUUGUACCGAUUAAGAAUCACUGCGUGGAACGUAGUCGGUGCUUCUGAACCUUCCGAUCCCACUAAAGAUUUCCAAACGAUACAAGCGCCCCCCGCACACGCUCCUUACAAUGUUACAGUUCGGGCUAUGUCGUCAACCGAACUCAGAGUCCGCUGGAUUCCUUUACAACAAAGUGAAUGGUUUGGUAAUGGGAAAGGAUACAACAUAACCUACAAGUUGACUAAUACUACCAUUACACAUACAGUUACCAUUGACGAUAUAACUUCCAACUCGUUUGUUUUGGAUUGUUUGCAAAAAUACACCCAAUACGAAAUAACUAUGAACGCAUUUAACGACGUCGGCUCUUCAGGUCCUAGUCUGCCGGCUUUCGAAAGAACUCGGGAGUCUGUUCCUUCUAUGGGACCCAUUAACGUUGUGGCAAAUGCAACAUCAUCAACAACUAUUGUUGUAAGCUGGGGUGACGUGCCCUCUGAACAUCGAAACGGAGUCAUCGAAGGAUUUAAAGUGUAUUACAAACCUGGAAUUCGAACUGUUUACCCGAUGCAAAUUAAAGAUAUUCCAAAAAAUUCAACGUUCACAACUACGUUGACUGAACUAAAAAAGUUUGUUCAGUACAGUAUACAAGUUCUGGCUUAUAGUCGGUUAGGUGAAGGCGUGCUGUCUACCCCUCCAGCUAGAGUUCAGACUCACGAAGAUGUACCCGGUACUCCAUCUAACGUCUCAUUCCCAGACGUUUCUUCAACAACUGCAAGAGUUAUUUGGGACGUUCCGGUAGAUCCUAACGGCGAAAUAUUGGCCUAUCGUAUCAAUUACCAAUUGCACAACAACAUGGAGUCCAACUUUUCGCAAGAAUUUCCCGCUUCUGUUAGAACUUACAAGGCAACUGAUCUUACGCCCGAUCAGUAUUACAUGUUCUCGGUCACGGCGCAAACACGUUUGGGUUGGGGUAAAAGCCAAUUCGCUCUUGUUUUUACAUCGAACAAUCGAGAAAUACCUCAAGCUCCUUCGUCACCCCAAAUUAGUCGUAGUCAAGUUCAAGCAACACAAAUUACAUUUAGUUGGACGCCAGGUAGAGAUGGCGAUGCGCCGUUGAGAUAUUAUACCGUCCAAAAAUCUGAAGAGGUUGGGCCGUGGACCACGAUUCCUGAACGCCUUGACCCUUCAGUCACUUCUUACACCGUUCAAGACUUGCGGCCGUUCACGUUAUACCGAUUCCGUAUUCAGGCGACCAACGAUAUUGGUCCGAGUAGUUUUAGCCAUGAAUCGCCUCAAGUCAGGACUCUACCUGCAUCACCAAGCCAUCAAGUCAAUAAAGUGCAUGUUGUUCCUAUUACCACAACAAGCGUUCAAGUUAGCUGGGGUCCGGUCGCUCCUCAAUACUGGAACGGAGACACCCACACUGGUGGUUACAAAGUAUUGUAUCAACCUGUCACCGACAUGCCCGUAGCGUUGCAAACUAUUCCAAGUCAAAUAAUCAUGGGAACCAAAGAGACGUCGCUUGUUAUUGGAGAUCUAGUUCGAGAUCGUACUUACGAUAUUAUCGUAGUGCCAUUUAACUCUCAAGGAAACGGGCCGGCUUCUACGCCCGUGCCUGUUUAUGUCGGUGAAGCCGUACCAACUGGCCAACCCAGAAGUGUUAGUGCGUUUGCAGUGUCAUCAACUGAAGUACGCUUGUCGUGGGAACACCCACAACAGAAUCAACAGAACGGAGACCUACUGGGCUACAAAAUAUUUUAUAUUGUUACUGAUUCACCAAAUGAACAUCGAGUCGAAGAAGAAACUGAAGUUGUGCCGGCUACGUACACUAGUCAUAGUUUGGUGUUUUUAGACAAGUACACCGAGUACAAAGUUCAAAUAUUAGCUUUUAAUCCGGCAGGAGACGGACCCAGAUCGGCUCCGGUCAUUGUUAGAACACAUCAAAAUCUCCCUGGUCCACCGACCGACCUUCAGUUUUCGGAGAUAACCAUGAACAGUCUCAAAGUGUCGUGGUUGCCGCCAAAACGCAUAAACGGCCAACUCUUAGGUUAUAUUGUCACGUAUGAAACCGCCGAACAAAACGAACGAUUUAGCAAACAAGUCAAACAGAAAGUCAAUCAAACGUGGCUUCUUGUCCAACCUUUAGAAGAAGAAGUCAUGUACACUUUCACGGUCAGAGCGCAAACGAUCGAUUUCGGUGUCGCUGUGAGGGGAAACGUUACGACAGGUCCUCAACCCGGUUCUCCGGCCAGUCCGCACAGUUUAUCGCUUGUUAGAACCGUAUCCAGUGUCGACUUAAAAUGGGUUAACGGCGCCGCUGGGAAUGGGCCGAUUCUCGGUUACUACGUGCAAAGUCGCCGUAAAGCCAUUCAAGACUGGGAACAUUAUGACACGCGUUGGGUAACGGUGACAAAGAGCAAUAACGGACCACUAGAUGAGUUCUCGGUGUCUUUUCAGAGUUUACUCCCGUCCACUUCGUAUUUGUUCAGAAUAGUAGCGUACAACGAACACGGUAUCAGUUAUCCCGCUUAUUCUGAAGAUGUUGUAUUAACGCCUUCGAAAUUGUACUUGGAGUACGGUUACUUGCAAAUGAAACCGUUCUACAGACAAACAUGGUUUAUGGUCGCUUUAGCCGCCGCAUCGUUGGUUGUGCUCAUCAUGGUCAUAGCCAUACUUUGUGUGAAAAGUAAAAGCUACAAAUAUAAACAAGAAGCGCAAAAAACUUUGGAAGAGUCUAUGGUCAUGGACAUUGACGACAGACAGCAAUUGGCUUUGGAACUGCAAAGAACGCGCAUGUCCAACAACAACACUCUUGGCCGGAUGUCCAUGCACAACACGUUGCACCAUUCGUUGCACAGACGCAAACCGCCCAUAGGGACGCUCGGCAAAUCUCCACCUAGGCCGUCGCCAGCUAGCGUUCCAUACCACAGUGACGACGACAGCGUCAAAGGUUACGACGAGAAUCCAGAUGACAGUUCAGUGACUGAAAAACCUUCAGAAAUUAGUUCGACAGACUCUCAAGGUUCCGAAAGUGAAAACGAGAGCGUCAGAUCAGAUCCGCAUUCGUUUGUCAAUCACUAUGCCAACGUAAACGAUUCGCUGAGACAGUCAUGGAAACGACAAAAACCCGUUAGGAAUUAUUCUAGUUAUACGGAUUCGGAACCUGAAGGCAGUGCCGUGAUGAGUCUCAAUGGCGGACAAAUUAUUAUGAAUAAUAUGGCCAGAUCACGUGCUCCCUUGCCGGGAUUCUCGUCGUUUGUAUGACGUAUUAACAACCAGUGCCAUCUUUACCAAUCCGUCCCGUGAUUUUUUUUAAACUUAUGUUAUUAUUUUUAAGAGUUUUUUUUUUUUUUAAUCAUGACUUUUCCAUCGGUCAUCUUGAUCCUAUUUCAAAAUUAUUUUAAUUGUUUUUUUUUAAAUAUGAAGUAUUAUUUUUUUCUCUCGUCUUUUACUAGACUGUUUUAAAAUUACUUAGCUCUGUUAUUUUUUAAUUUGAUCUCAAUCUGUAUUUCGAUUUAGAAAAAGUAUUUUUACUUGAUUUCAUGACAUCGAUUUGGGCUUGUUUACUACUCAUAAUGGUAAGACUGAGUCCGUUUUGAAGCUAGUGAUUUUUUUCUUGUUUUUCAUAGACAUUAUAUGCCUGAGACAAUUUUAAAUACGAAAACUUUGUUAUCGCGCUAAAUUAUUAUGUAAAUUUAGUUUAACUUUUUUAUAAGUAAUUCCCGGAAUUAUUUUUCUCUUGUUAAAAACAGGCUUUGCUGCUCCUGCGAUAAAUUAUAAUUUUUAAUUUAAAGGAUGCCAUAACGUAAAUUAUAAUUAUGAAAGUAUCUAUUACUUUUUUGUUUAUUUAUUUGUAAAUAACCAACACAGACUGAUCGAAUGAAUUUGAUAUUUUUUUACAUUCGCAAAAAGUUCUCGAUUUUGUGUUCAUUUCUAAUUUAGUUUUUUUUAUUUUUAUACAAAUCUUUUAUGUUUUACGAUGUGGCCCAAUAAUUAUAAUAUAAUACGAGUAUAAUUUCUUAGUUUUUUUUUUUGGAAAGGUCAGACGAAAAAGUUCUGAUCGUGUGCACAAGUGCAAAUAUUACGAUAAGUCAAUUAUCACAUUACUUUUCUAAUUUGUGCAUACUUUUAAUUAAAGCAUCGAAUGUCCAAAAGAUCUUUAAAAUGUGAUAUUUUUGAACUGUACUUUCGUUUUUUUCUCCAAUUUACUAAAUUGUUUUAAAUUGAAGAGUUCAAAGAAAAUAAAUCUAUAAUAUUUUGAUUCAUUUAUUUAGACGUUAUAUGUGUUGAUAUUUUUUUUUCAAAGAACUCAAAUCUUAAUUUGUCCUUAUUUAAUGAGAAAAAAACAAAAUUACAGGCCUUACAUUUUUAUUACAAUUUUUACCUCGCGUACUUCAAUAGUUUUCUUUAAAAUAUAUUUUUUUUCCCAUUUGAUUUUACAAUGUGAGUUACGAUAAUAUGACAUGUUUACACAGAAUUCAUAUGUACGUAACUGUCAAAUGAUCGUAGCCAAUCCAUGUAGCUUCAUUGCUCGAAACUGAACACUUUGUUUUAACAAGUGUGCGUGCAGUUAACAGAUUGUUGUUUAGUUUUGACCAAAAGUGUUAUUAAUGGCGGGGCCUAAUGGAUUCUAAUAGGUGGUUGGCGGCUUUGUUCUCAAACGGCAGUCUGCAUCAGUUUUUUUCCAAGCACAACAUUACUAUUUGUUUGCGAUUUUCAACAGGAUUAUCUAUUUUCUGGUUACGUACUUAAAAUAUUAAUUUAAGGUUUUAAAACUUUGAUAGAUAUCAUAGAGCUGAAUUAUUUAGGAGUUUGACUGAUUUUUUUUUUUUUAUUAUUAUUAACGAUUUAGAAAAUAUAUAAAAUAAAUUGUAGCGAAAAAAAUGAUAAGAUUGUUUUGUUCUAAAUUUAUUACGUUCCACAAAACGUGUUGAUAAUUGUAAUUUUCACUUCAUGUAUAUAUUUUUGACUUGUAAAGAGAACUCUUAAUUGUUUUAUAUAUUUUUGUAUGUAUAAAUAAAAUGUACACUUCAUUGUAUUGACCAAUUAUUAUUAAAU
Molecule: messenger RNA, 8861 nt
Organism: Adelges cooleyi (spruce gall adelgid)
Lineage: Eukaryota; Metazoa; Arthropoda; Insecta; Hemiptera; Adelgidae
Gene: sdk
Product: protein sidekick
Exons: 32
Coding region: 576-7067 (2163 amino acids)
Biological process (GO): cell-cell adhesion
Molecular function (GO): protein binding
Source: RefSeq, a predicted model, not a curated record